CCCACUCCCUGUACACCUCUCCCCCCCCUUCCCUCUUGUUUUCCUAGACACAGUGCCAACAUAAACCUGCAUCGCAAACUGUUGACCAAAGAACUCGAUGACAUGGGCCUGGACUCAGCGCAGCCCUCCCUUAGCAAGGACCUCCGGGAUGAAUUUUUGAUGAAGAUCUAUGGUGCCCAGCACCCGUUGGGGCUUGAUGUCAGGGAAGACGCCUCCUCUCCCGCAGGGACUGAAGACUCCCACCUGAAUGGGUACGGGAGAGGCAUGGCGGAGGACUACAUGGUCCUUGACCUGAGCACCACCUCCAGUCUCCAGUCCAGCAGCAGCAUCCAUUCCUCCCGAGAAUCCGACGCAGGCAGCGACGAGGGCAUUCUUCUCGACGACAUUGACGGGGCGAGUGACAGUGGGGAGUCGGCACACAAGGCCGAGGCCCCUGCCCUCCCUGGCAGUCUAGGGGCCGAAGUUCCAGGAUCUCUGAUGUUCAACAGCUUGUCCGGGAGCAAUGGUGGGAUCAUGUGCAACAUUUGUCACAAAAUGUACAGCAACAAGGGGACCCUGAGAGUGCACUACAAAACUGUGCAUUUGCGAGAAAUGCACAAGUGCAAAGUCCCUGGUUGCAAUAUGAUGUUUUCCUCUGUGCGAAGCCGAAACCGGCACAGUCAGAACCCUAAUCUCCACAAAAACAUUCCCUUCACUUCCGUCGAUUAGUCUCAGAACGGACAUUACAAAUGCCAGCUCUCACCAGAUGGCCUACGUAUUUGAACUGCCAUAGUCAGUGUGUGCUUGUGUACUUGGCGUGUGUGUGUGUGUGUGUGUGUGUGUACACAUGUACGCCUCUGUGUCUACAUACACACACACACACACACACACAUCUUUUUAGAUAUAAAAAGAUAAACACUAGGUGCUUUUGAAAAUUGUUUUCUUUUUCCUUUAUAGUUUUGGGAAAGGGGUGGGAUCUUUAAUUUGGGGGUGAAAACAAAGUACCCUUAAAACACACAUACACACACACAUACACACAUAAAGUGUGCAACUAGCCCAAAUUCUGAAAGAAUAAGAAUUCUUGGUCCUCUCCAGAGGGACAAUUUGUUGUAUCCAUGACUGUUGCCUGCAAAAAAAAAAUAAAGGGAAAAAAAAAAAAGAAACAAAAAAGGAACUUCUUAUAGUUGUCUUUUGUGAACUUUAAGGUUUUGAGAGAAUCUUCAAUUAAAGCAUGGCAGAUUCACCUGUAAAUAUUUAGCCUUGAGAGGCCAAUGAUGUAAAGCAAUUGUAUUGAUGGUGUUUAACUCUUUUGUUUAAUUUUUACAGUUACAUCCAGCUGUUAGAUAUGCAGGAGAAAAAUAGUUUGCUGGCUAGCUCUAUUCAUUUAUGUUAGCAUUAAUGCACAUUUUUUUUUUAAAAAAAAACAUGGUCUUGUUUUUACUACCUGCUAGAUAUAGUGAUAAAGAGGUGCUGGCAUGCUUUACAGCACAGAUCGGAUUUUUUAAAAUGUCCUGUACUAGUACAUAAAUCCAGUCAUGCACUUUUUUUCAUACACUACAAGGGGAUGUGUAAUAUCCAUGCUUCUUUUUUAUCCUUAAACUAUUGCCAUACUUCAAGUAAGUGUCUUUUUAAAAAAAUUCACUUGUAUAAAAAUGGUCUGGUCAGUAUAGGGCAAAAAUGCCAAACAAAAGUAUUAGUGUUAACACAAAACUGCCAACUUUGCACAAGUUUCCCGAAAAGAAAAUACAAUUAGUCACUCAACAUAACCACAGGCCAAUUUGUCGGCCACCAGAAAACCGCUUUAAAAAAAGAACACUUGGUGAUUCUUUCAAGUGCCGAAUGUUAUUAGAAUCAACAUUGCAUCCUUCUUUGCUUAUAUGUUAAGUUACAUAAAAGGAAAACACAAUUAUGUGGUGUGAAACAGCCAAGGCAUUUACUCUUCAGAGGCAGGAUAAUAUUUCAGGAUACAAAAGCCCAAAUUACUGACUGUGGAACAAAGCUGAAUAUGUAAAAGUGUUGAACACUCAUUUCCAAGGACCUAACCCUUCUCCUUUAAAAAGAAAGAAGUCUGCACUGGGUUGGUCUGUUGUAUGGCUGUCUAAUUUGUUGCAAGUUCUGCAGUAGUCCUAUGAUUCAGGCCUGUUUGAUAGACAAAAUCAAAAGACAUUUCACAGCGGCAGUACUUGGAAGCUUUGAAAACAUGUGCUGAACUUGAAUUGAGCAACACUCCUUUCUGAAAAGCCAGACGAAGGGGGGUUUAAAAUAGGAUCUCUCACUGUUGAGUGUUUUGUGUUUCCCCACAUGAUUUGUCAGAGAGAAAUGAAAGCAAGCCUGAAACCAAGCAAUUGAGAGUGAGAACGAGGGGGAGACGAUUCUCCAAACCUUUUUUGUUUUUGUUUUGUUUUGUUUCCGAUGUUUACACAUGUUGCCUGAGCUGGUUAACCACAUGGGCAGCCCUCAGCUACCACAACAUACUGACUAAAUGAUGAUAUUUACUCAAGUUCAGUCUGCAGCCAAAACCAUUAGGACGUGCAUUGCAGACUGUGUUUUGUUGUCUGUUUUUUCUUUUUUUUUUUUUUUAGUGGAGGGGGGGAAAGACAGAUAAACAAGGAAUAUUUUGUCUAACAGUACACAAUAAUUUAAAGAGAAUGUAUUUCUUUUCUGCAUUUAAUGGCCUCAAACAUUUCUCUCAUCGGUCUCAAAGUUAGAAAUACCCCCUUUGUUUGAACUUUGCAUGUUGUUUCCAUUUUUCAUAUGUUUUGUAAUUAUUUUUUCUAUGUUCACAUCAGCAUUCACUUCCGUUAAAUUUGCCAAAGGAAACUGUUAAUAUGUUUCUGUUGUUGUUAUUAUUCCUGUAGGAUUUAUUGUACCUCACAGUAUUUAUUGUUUCCAAAAAUAAGCAUCAUUAGUUGAGGAUUCAGUAUUUUUAUUUGUAAAAAUUUCAGAAACAAUAGAUUCUUAAAGAUAAGCUAGACUUGUCUAGAAGCUUCAUCUUUUCAUCUCCUUCAGAGGAUGCUAUGGGGCUCGUUUAAUUCAUUUGUUCGCCAGUGAGGAAAGACCAAAAGUAUUCGCAGUACAAAAGAAACCAUAUCAAACACUAUGUUAAAUGACAAAUGUUUACGGUAAAAAGCUGAGGAAUUAGUAAUAACCAUUUUUGUUUUCUUGUACCUUUGAAUUCCCCAAAGUCUUAAUUGCUUUAUUUUGGUGUUGUGUUAAAUUGAAUAGACAGAUGUUUUCCUUUGUUUUAUACCAUAUAAGACUAUGUACAGUAUGUUUGUGAAAAAUUGAACUAGAAUAAUGAAAGUUUGUUUGCAAA
Leptonychotes weddellii (Weddell seal) is the source of this 3295-nucleotide messenger RNA. The record is from RefSeq and is a predicted model, not a curated record. NCBI's taxonomy places the organism in Eukaryota, Metazoa, Chordata, Mammalia, Carnivora, Phocidae.